ACUUAUUUCGAUAAACAUGUUCUUGUUCAAACACUCUAGAGUUACUUCCCCUAAUAACCCGGUUGGUUCAGUUUUUCGCUUAACAGUUAUAAACUUUCUGUCCCAACAGCAACUUUUACAAUGAAGCCACUUGAUGAAAAUAUUGAAACUGCUUCUGACGGAGAAAAUGGCUCUUCAUUUACACAUUCGGAAAAAAUUGCAGAUAAUCAAAAAUUCAAUGUUGAAGUAUUAAAAGCUGUAAAGGAUGGUGAUACAUUAAAUUUUACCAUAAAAUCACUAAAGGGAGAUAAUGAAGAAGCAUUGUCGUUGCAAAGAUUUUAUGAAGAUUUUGAAUGGUUGCAUCAUUGUCUCACUACCCAGAAUGAUACAAGUGGUCUCAUUGUGCCGCCUCUUCCAGUGAAGCCAGAAAUAGAUGCAAAAAGUGCUGAAAAUAAAUCUAGGAGACAACUUGGAAGUGAUACAAACAUUCUUAUUGGUGAUGAGUUUCAAAAAGAAUGUCAAAAUGUAGAGAAGUACUUGCGUUUGAUGCUGUCACAUGAUGUAUUUCAGAAGGACCAACAAUUGAUAAAAUUUCUGUCAGAAGUUGAGUUAACACAGGAUGUAGAUGAAUAUUUCCAGAAAACUCGUGACUGGGCUAACAACUAUACUGCUUUAAUGAAAGAGACAUCAGAGAAUUACAACAAAAUGGUAUAUGCCCAAUACAGAUUGGCUGGUCAUCAUUGCCACUUUUCAACAACUCUCAACCAGACUGGACUGUAUAAAGAUGUUGAAACAAUAAAAACUAAUAGGAUUAUGGCAUGCUUUAGCUUAAGCCUGGAUGAUUAUAAGCAUGAACUUGAAGUAUUAGCCAACAAAGAUGAACAGACAUUAGGAUUUCUGCUGGAACUGUAUGCAAGGUAUAUGGAUUCAGUCAAAGAGAUGUUAUUCCGGCGUACAUGUCUCCUUGUUGAUUUUGAAAAUGCUAAUCGAUUGUUGGAAAAGGCAAAACCCCCCAAAAAACAACAAGCUGAAGAAAAAAAGGAAAGUUCUUGCAAAGCAUUUGAAAGUUGUUCUGAAGUUGCACAGAAUGAGCUGAAAUCUUUCAUAAGACAAAGAUUGACAGAUUCACAAGAAGGCUUCAUUUCUUUUGCUGAGACACAAAUCAAAACUGCUCGUAACACAUAUGCAUUACUGGCAAAACAUGUGAGAGUUAUUAAAGAAAUAAACUAAGCUGCCAUGUUCUAUAACGUAAAAUAUUUGAUAAGUUUCAUUUCAAAAUUUUAUUUUUUAAUAUGAAUGUUUAAAUUGAUUAAAAACAGAAACCAUGAUAAAUAUAUAUAUAUAAUUUUAAAAGCUUAUUUUUAAAACAAAUUUUUUAAAAUUAAUAUUAUAAAAAAUAACGGAAGUAAAAUGAAAAGUUUUACUGCAAUUUAAUUUUGAUCAUAAUGGUAUUUCUAAUUGCUACUUCUCUUCCACAUGCCUGAUAUGUAUGAUUUAGAAAAUAGUGUAAUUUUUGUUUUGUUGCUUAUUGUUGUUUGUUUACUGUUUUGUUUCUAAUUUUUAUUAUUAGUACUGGAAUAGUAGUAACCCAGAAUUUGUCAGAAGAGUUUAUUAGCCUUAAAAAUUGACAAAGUUUGAAGAAUUUGGACAAGAUUAUAUUUUUUACACUCCAAACAUUCACUUCUCACAGACUACUUUUAAUUAAGGUACAAAGUUUACAGGCUUUGUUUUUAAGGUAGAUGAAAUGAUGUGAAUGGGAAUUAGCUAGCAUAGUUGAAAUCCAGUCAGGUUAAAUGUUUUCAGGACAUUAAUAAAAUAAGGGAAAAUGAUGUUCACUUUCAUCUCUUAACCGAUGAUUGCUGUUGUUGUUUAGAUUCAAGUUAGCCCCAAUCAAAGACAUUCCUGACAUGACCAUAUCAUGUUUCUUUUGAUAUUGUGUAUCUUUGAUUAUCUUAUUCAAUAUAUCCUUACUUUUUUAAAUAGGUAGUGUAUAAUUUGAGAGAAAUUUUAUUAUUUCAAUCAGGUCGAGUAAAGGUAUAGAUGUUCCCUGUCACUUAUAAUAUGACGGUUGCUCAAAUGGCUAUCAACUCAUGGACUAUUGUUGACUAAUGUGUUCUAUGAGGGUAUGAAAUUUUAAACUGUUGUGAUUAUUUUGUGGCUUAACACAUCAUGUAGAAGGCCUUGAUUUUAACAAAAAGCAAAAGUAUAUGCAUGAGUUGUUCUCAGUUAUAUUGCCUGUGUCCAGGAAAUUUGUUUUUGUGGACAUGAAUUCCAAGAUUUAACAUUCAUCUACAUGUGCUUCAGUUUGCCGUUGAAAUAAAACAAAGACCUACCAUAUACACAUAAACCUCUGAUAUUCACUAUAUGAGAUCUGCUUAAGUAUUUUAGAAAAACUCAUUACACUGUGACCAAUCCAUCCACAUUGUGCUUUUAAUAGGAAAGUUUUGAUACUCUGUAAUUGAACUGAUAUCUUUCAACUAAUUUAAUUUGUUGAUCCAUGUAAAAAUCGAUAAUGUUAUUUCUUUUCUUGUGUGAGAGCACAGAAUUUUAAGCUGAAAUCACCUGAGUCUUUUAUAACAUUUAUUUUGUAGUCUUCAUUAAACAAGGAGUAAUUCAUUAACUUACUAGCUUUAGUUAUUUUCACUGACAUCAAAACCUUAAAUCCUCUAACCAUUCAGCUUCAUUUAACAAUAGUUCCUUAACUGUGUUGUUAAUAACUAAAUUCUCUCGAACUUUUUUUUGUAUUAUGUGUGUAUAUGUGUGUUCGUUUUUGUGCGUAGAUGUAUCACAGGUGUAUUGUAAGAGAAAAGUAUUUUAAAUUCUAUUUACCCUUGCUAUGUUUAGUUUUAUAUAUAUUGUCCACAAUCUUGUUUUCUUUGUGGAUAUGGAUUUUUAGGUUUUCAAUUUGUAAUAAUGUGGCCUUUAAUUUCUACCUUCAAGUCAAAUCUUUUACAGAAUCAGUUUUUUUUCCAAUAUUUCUAUAUCUUCUUAUAUAUGUUCCAAUCAAUUCAAUCAAUAUUUUGGUUAUGAUUCUACUAUUGAAGUUUCAUAUUUUUAAAACCAAAGGGAAAAUGCUAGAUAUAGCAUAACCAAAACCACAUUAUUGAUAUCACUAUUAUGUGGUUCAAUUAUACAGGUCUGACAUCAUUAUAUCGACAUCAGUGUCUUAAAAUUCUUAUAAAAUUAACAUUCUGUUCUGCCAGGAGUACUGGGAUAAACUUGAUUAAGUAUAUUCUUUAUAAAAAAAGAAAGAAAAAGCCAGCUUUACCAAAUAAAAUACCUCUACACUUCACAUUUUAUUAGUAUCAUUGAUAUAUUGAUAUUGUUACUUCCAAUGUAAGAUACUAGUAGUGAUAUUAUAUAUAUAAGGAUAAAUAAACUACAUGUCAUAAUUACAUUAGCUCUUACAAACACUGCUACUACACUCAAGCAGAAGUAGUACUAACCCUACUGUUUGUAUGUAACAAAGUACUGCUAACAACAUAAAAAUACAACCGAAAUGCCAAAGUAGAUCUUACGAAGAAUUAGGUUUAUUUUAUGUACUCAGAAGAAAAACUAUCUAUUUUCAAUUUUUUGAUGAUUUUACAGUUAUUGUUUACAAUAAUUAUUUAGCAAAUAAAUUUUAAUACUGUCUUACUGAAAAUGUUUGAUUCUUCACGAGAUUAUAUUUUAUAUUUAGAAGUUUAUAAUUAAACUUGAGAGAUAAACCACUAUAUUGCAAGUUAAUAAAUACUUUACCAUUUUUUUCAUAUUCUUUUCAAUUAUAAUGCAUGUUUAAGUUGAUAUACAAUUUUAUAUGUUUCAGUAUAAUUUUAACAUAAUAUCUAUAUAACAACUUGAAAACCUAAAUUAUAUAUAACGCAGAUCUCUUUAAAAAGAUGUGCCAGAAAUGUUUUUUUUAUUUCACAGAUAAAAAAGAUAUCAAAAUUGAAUGUACAUAACGUUUACCUUCAAUGGUUUUAUUUCUAUAAAUUUGAAACUGUAUUUAAAUAUUUUGUAAAAAUAAAAGUUAUUUUGAACUGUA
Messenger RNA from Octopus sinensis (East Asian common octopus), 4003 nucleotides. Its product is annotated as sorting nexin-5. The record is from RefSeq and is a predicted model, not a curated record. Gene Ontology annotation, molecular function: phosphatidylinositol binding. Lineage: Eukaryota; Metazoa; Mollusca; Cephalopoda; Octopoda; Octopodidae. The transcript has 13 exons. Bases 121 to 1209 code for a protein of 362 amino acids.